Schizophyllum commune H4-8 is the source of this 531-nucleotide messenger RNA. RefSeq lists its product as uncharacterized. NCBI's taxonomy places the organism in Eukaryota, Fungi, Basidiomycota, Agaricomycetes, Agaricales, Schizophyllaceae. Bases 59 to 325 code for a protein of 88 amino acids. The transcript has 4 exons. The record is from RefSeq and is a predicted model, not a curated record.
AACAUGCUGCUUGCCUUCGCUUUUAUACGUACUACCCUGUUCGUGCCGCCUCCCCGGCAUGGCGCAAGAGUGUACCGCCUGCUCGCGUACAGCCGAUUUUCAACCUACCCGCGUCCUUUCUGCCUCGAGGGCACGCAGGAUAACAGGACCAGACAACACCUUCCGCAAUCGUGCUGCUCGGUGGAUCCCGAGUUCCCUGGAUGCGCGCGCGCCUGCCUCGAGCUCGCCUAAUCGCGUCGGGCCUUCUAAUCGCGCUGAUGCUGCUAGCUCAGCAUUGAGAUGUGCGACGCGCGUCACGGACGCGAGGCGCCUUUCGCUGCUGUAGUGGCAAAGAGAGUUCCUGAUAACGCCGGGCUCGUGUACAUUGCCCUGACAGGCCGCCAUCAAGCUAUCAAUGACCUCACGCGUAUGUGUGGCUUGCUGCGAGGGGAGAGUCGAUUAUUAUUAUUCGAUCCGAUCUGAGGGACCCAAGCUAGCGUGCCGCAGAAGGUCCGCGGCUGCCGCAGAACACGUGUGCCAUUGCCCAAAGCC